This is a messenger RNA of Stereum hirsutum FP-91666 SS1, 1043 nucleotides long. RefSeq names its product glutathione S-transferase-like protein. Bases 239 to 925 code for a protein of 228 amino acids. Lineage: Eukaryota; Fungi; Basidiomycota; Agaricomycetes; Russulales; Stereaceae. The transcript is spliced from 8 exons. The record is from RefSeq and is a predicted model, not a curated record.
CGCACGUCUUCCUGUUCCCAGCAUGAUGACAUGGCUAGUCAACUAGUCACGCCCCCAGUAGCUGAUUCAGCCCGAGAGAAGAAUGCGAAAUUCCAAACAUAGAUCAUUCAGCUUUCCCUGUCCAGAUUAUCUCACAUAUAAAGUGCGUGUCCUGCGCUCUGUGGGAUAACAUAUCAUCUCUCCACUUUCGCACUUUCUUGACGCCCACAUACUUCGAGAAUCUCAAGUUCUUCGAAUCAUGUCUACCACCGAGAAACCUUUGAUGCUUUACACGGGGAAGACCCCUAAUGGGUUCAAGGUCACUGUGUUCCUUGAAGAGUUGAAGGCGGCGUAUGGUGGCCCGGAUUACGACUGGAUGGGCAUCGACAUUUGGACGAACGUUCAGAAGGAACCAUGGUUCAUCAAGCUCAACCCCAACGGCCGUAUUCCCACCCUGACCGACCGCUCUCGGGGAAACUUCAACGUCUUCGAGACCGCAGCGAUCCUGCUUUACCUCGCGCAGCACUAUGACAAGGAGGGCAAGUUCUGGUUCGAUAUCGCGAAGGAGGCGGACGAUUAUAGUGAGAUGUUGCAGUGGAUCUUCUUUGCUCACGGUGGUGUGGGUCCUAUGCAAGGCCAAGCCAACUUCUUCACGCACUACGCCAAGGAAGAUCUUCCUUACGCAAAAGAGCGCUACCGGAACGAGACCAAGAGGCUGUAUGGUGUGUUGGAGAUCCGUCUCAAGGACAGGGAUUGGCUCGCUGGACCCGGCCGCGGAAAGUAUAGCAUUGCGGACAUCAAUGUUUGGCCCUGGGUAAGAAUCCAUGCAUACUCCGUCGUCGACACUUUGGAUGAGUGGCCUAACCUCAAGGCAUGGAAGGAGAGAAUCGCGGCUCGUCCUGCGGCUCAAGCUGGUAUCGAUGUUCCUCCUGCCGAGAAGAAGUAAAGCUUUGCGUUCACAGAAUGCAGCGCAGGUCUAACAAGGUUGUACGGAUAGAAGCAGACUCUAGGUAGUCGUGAUGAAGCAAUGUCAAUGUCAUAAUUCUUGUGUUUGAACGAUAGGA